Polypterus senegalus (gray bichir) is the source of this 2406-nucleotide messenger RNA. RefSeq names its product protocadherin alpha-7-like. The record is from RefSeq and is a predicted model, not a curated record. Gene Ontology annotation, cellular component: plasma membrane. Gene Ontology annotation, biological process: homophilic cell-cell adhesion. NCBI's taxonomy places the organism in Eukaryota, Metazoa, Chordata, Cladistia, Polypteriformes, Polypteridae. Bases 1 to 2406 code for a protein of 801 amino acids. Gene Ontology annotation, molecular function: calcium ion binding. The transcript has a single exon.
AUGGUCUAUUCGGAACACGGAAAAAAUCUUGUCUACAAUCGUGUUGUUCUGCUUUUCGCUUUUAUUAUGUGCUUUUGGGAAACUGCAUUCGCACAUCUACGUUAUACAGUACUGGAAGAAUCGAAAUCUGGGACGAUUAUUGGCAACAUUAUAAAAGAUUUGGGUCUCGACAUUAAACAACUGGAAGGGCGAAGUGUUCGUGUGAUUUCUGGAUCAAAGCAACAGCUUCUGCAGGUAAAUCUCAAAACUGGAGAUCUUUAUGUAAACGAGAUGAUUGAUAGAGAAGUAUUAUGCGACAGAGAUCAGAGGUGCUUUAUCAGCAUUAAAAUGUUUAUGGAAAAUCCGAUGGAAAUACAUCAAGCAGAAAUUGAAAUACUAGAUAUAAAUGAUAAUUCUCCGGCCUUUGAAAACAAAAAGAAAAGACUGGAAAUUUCAGAACUGACGCAAACUGGGGCUCGAUUUCCACUAGAGGGAGCAGCUGAUUCUGAUUCUGGUAUUAAUUCUUUAAAAUUCUAUCAAUUGAGUCAAAACGAUCAUUUUGUCUUAGAAGUUAAAGAUAUCCAGAAAAAUAAAAUCCCAGUGCUGGUGUUACAAAAAGCACUGGACAGAGAAGUGAAAGGAAAUUUUGAUUUUUUGUUAACUGCGUUUGAUGGCGGUAAUCCACCAAAAUCUGGAGAUAUGAAUAUUACAGUAAUAGUUAGUGACGUUAAUGACAAUGCGCCGGUGUUUGCUGAAGAAAUAUACCAUGUAACAUUAGAGGAAAAUGUUCCUUUAGGUACCUUUAUUUUAAAAGUAAAUGCGAUUGAUUUAGACGAGGGUAUCAAUGGAGCGAUUGUGUAUUCCUUUGAGGAUUCCACAAAGAAUAAAAUCUCCGGUUUGUUUCAACUGGACAGUUACACAGGGGAAAUAAUAGCGAAUGGUUUAAUAGAUUUCGAAGAGAGGAAAUUUUAUGAAAUUGAAGUAAAGGCUACAGAUAAAGGCCACGUGCCAAUGAGUAGCCACUGCACAGUUUUAAUUAAAAUUAAAGACAUAAAUGAUAAUGCACCUCUUAUAGAAGUAGCAUCGCUAACAAGUUCUAUUUUCGAGGAUGUAAAACCGGGUACGGUAGUUGGACUUAUUAGUAUCUCUGACCUUGAUUCCGGUGUCAAUUCUAAAAUAACGUGUAGCUUACCUGACAAACUGCCUUUUCAACUGAAGCCGGCAUUGCAGGAAAAUUUGUAUUCUUUAAUUACAAGCUCACGACUGGAUCGAGAAUCUGUAUCACAGUAUAAUAUAACAAUAACUUCCAGAGACUUUGGUCUUCCUUCGCUGUCGUCGCAUGAAACUAUUUUAAUUAAUGUAUUGGAUGUGAAUGAUAACAAUCCCAAAUUUUUGAAAGACCCGUAUAUAUUCUUUAUUUUGGAAAACAGCACUCCUGGAGUAUCCAUAUGUGCAGUUAGUGCAGUGGAUGCCGACGCCAAAGAGAAUGCUCUUAUUUCGUAUUACCUGAAGGAAACUGAAGUCGUGGAGAAGCCAGUUGUGCCUUUCCUUAGUAUCAAUUCUGAGAAUGGACAAGUGUUCAGUUUUACAACAUUUGACUUUGAAGAAAUGAAAAGUUUUACUUUCACUGUUAUAGCUAAGGAUUCCGGAGUCCCUUCGCUUAGUAGUAGCGUCACUGUGCGCGUUUUUAUCUUGGAUCAAAAUGAUAAUCCGCCAGUUAUUGUUUUUCCGUUUACCACAAAUGGAACCUCAGUUGUCGAAGAGACGAUUCCCCGAAAUGUAAAGGCUGGAUAUUUUGUUACGAGAAUUAGAGCUUAUGAUGCUGAUGUUGGAUAUAACGCGUGGCUUACUUUUUCUUUGGACGAUGCUACCGACUCUUCACUUUUCAGUGUGGGGCGCUAUACGGGAGAAAUUAGGACUAUUCGAGCGAUUUCCGAGUCCGAUGUCGCUGUACUAAAAAUAGUGGUACUAGUGAAAGACAGUGGCAGUGUUUCAUUAAGUGCUUCUGCAACUGUAAUCGUGACAACAGCUGAAAACAUGGAAGCCAAUGCGUUUUCUGAGAUUAAAAGCAGCAGGACACGGGAAGAAAAAGAGAAUAAUGUGACAUUUUAUUUGAUCAUCAUAUUGAGUUCAGUUUCAUCAUUGUUUUUAAUCUCCAUAAUUAUUCUCAUCGCUUUUCGAUGCCAGAAAACAAAUCAAGAUUUUUUAACUAAGUACUAUUUAGAUGACACCAACUAUGCAGAAGUGAGUGGAUCUCUUUUUCACAGCCAUCAUUACCAAACAGCUGAAAAUCGACUCAUACUUGUUGGACCAGAAGUUAACAGAGAUUCGGUAAUGGAUGUGGGGAGUAAUGGAAACACCCUAAUCAUUCCUGAUAAUGGAAUUAAAAUUGCACAAAUGGUGAGUGACAUUUUUUUUUUAAAGUAA